Messenger RNA from Branchiostoma floridae (Florida lancelet), 837 nucleotides. RefSeq lists its product as uncharacterized. The transcript is spliced from 3 exons. The record is from RefSeq and is a predicted model, not a curated record. NCBI's taxonomy places the organism in Eukaryota, Metazoa, Chordata, Leptocardii, Amphioxiformes, Branchiostomatidae. Bases 265 to 738 code for a protein of 157 amino acids. Gene Ontology annotation, molecular function: acyltransferase activity, transferring groups other than amino-acyl groups.
UUGGAUCAGUGUUUCACUUGUCAGUUCCGGGUCGGAGUUGGAAUUCGACCGUGCAACGUAACGGUAGUUUUGCCCCCCAAAUUCGCUUUUCCUCACAAAUUGCACCCAAAAUAAAGCUGCUAUAACCCACCGGAAAGUCAGUAUUGACAGUCUGCUUUACAACGGAGUAAAGGAAUGGUGAUUUUGCUGGAGGGUUUCAGCCUACGUGACUUCAUCGUAAAACGCCAGCAAGUAUAGCCUAGGUCAGUACGACGACCUGGAGAUAUGGCAACCCAAGACAGCUUCCACCUGAAGUGCCGUGAAGCCAAACAUAGUGACUACAACGCUGUGAUGAAGAUGGCAUCAGUAGACACAUUCCGGGACGGGUUCGACUACCUGCCCGCCAAAUUCCACCAAUGGGUUAAUGAUCCGCAGUUCCAUGUGUUAGUAGCCGAAGCUGACGACAAAGUGGUUGCUGUGUAUGUGUGUUGCAUGGCUGAUGGCGGUACGUAUCUGUUCAACAAAACCAUGCGGGUCGCCCCAGAUCUGCAGGGGAAAAAGUUAAUGAUGCGAAUCGGAUUUGACCUUGAAAAGGCGCUGCAGCUGCGUCUUCACCCUAGGCUGCUGCAUCUCGAGCGACGUGGCAUAGCAAAGGUAAAGCGACCCUACCUUUGGAAAGGCGUGCAAAACAAGAAGGACAUAUUUUUUCUGGCAAGUAUCCAUUUAUUCAUCUUGGCAUUCUGUUUCACCUGUUUGUAACAUUGACAGAUAUAUCAGCACACAUCACGAAAUAUGACCUCUGGCUAGAAUGCCUUUAUUGCAUGUGUCGUCUCUGUCGCUUAGGUUCUUUUUGCGUAG